Gracilinanus agilis (Agile Gracile Mouse Opossum) is the source of this 1443-nucleotide messenger RNA. Its product is annotated as protein regulator of cytokinesis 1-like. NCBI's taxonomy places the organism in Eukaryota, Metazoa, Chordata, Mammalia, Didelphimorphia, Didelphidae. Gene Ontology annotation, molecular function: microtubule binding. The record is from RefSeq and is a predicted model, not a curated record. Gene Ontology annotation, biological process: microtubule cytoskeleton organization; mitotic spindle midzone assembly. The coding region runs from base 1 to 1443 and encodes 480 amino acids. Gene Ontology annotation, cellular component: mitotic spindle midzone; cytoplasm; spindle. The transcript has 12 exons.
AUGUGGUCCAUUUUUUUUUUCUUUUUGCUGCUUAGUGAAAUCUUGGCACGGGACUUUGUGGGCUGUUUCUUCAAAGCUUUGGAUCGACUUCAAGAAAUCUGGGACUUGAUUGGGAUUCCAGAGAACCAAAGGCUUCAGAGGUUUGAAAAUGUCACACAGCAUGUCCAAAAACUCUUAGACAUGAUGAUUGAAGAGGAAGAAAGCCUGAAAGAAAGACUACUAAAAAGAAUUGAGUCAUAUCGAGAAGAACUGAACAUUCUAUUCAAAGAGUUAAAAUUGGAACCAUUUCUGGAAGGAGAGGACACUACUAUCUUGAAGCUAGAGAAGUCUCUUCGAACACAGGUAGAAGAGAUGAAAAGACAGAAAGAAGAAAGGCUACAAGAACAGAAACGACUCCAAGAACAAGAUCAAAAAUUGUGUGAGAUUCUUUGUAUGCUACCAUACAGCCUUGACAACAAUUCGGUACCCAGCAUGGAGGAGCUGAACCAGUUCAGAAAUCACCUGGAAGCUCUGGCAGAAACCAAGGCCAGCCGAUGGGAGGUGUUUAUCAGCACAAAGAAGCAGAUUAUACUCUGUAUGAAAGAUUUGGAUCAUAUCCCAGAAACAGAUUUUGAGAGAGAUGUGGUAUGUGAGGCUGAAGAGAACUUUUGUCUGUCAUCAGAGAACAUGACAGCCCUGAAGAAUCUACUUUUACAGCUAGAAAUGGAAAAAGCUGAGAAUGAAGCUGUGUGCGAAGGGCUACGCUCUCAAAUCUGUAAACUCUGGGACUCGUUACAGGUGUCUACCCAGGAGAGAGAAGCCCUGGCCGGUUUUAUGACUGGGUCAAAGGACAAGAUCAGAAAAGCGUUACAGUCAGAAGUGGAUCGGUUGGAGGAACUGAAGAUUCAGAACAUGAAGAAAGUAAUUGAAGCCAUCAGGGCGGAGCUGGUACUAUAUUGGGAAAAAUGCUUUUACAGCCAGGAACAGAAGGAAGCCUUUACCUAUUACUAUGACAAGGACUACACAGAGGUCUUGCUCCAGCUCCAUGAUGCAGAAAUUGUGCAGUUGAAACAAUACUAUGAGAUGCACAAAGAAAUCUUUGAAGGUGUUCAGAAGUGGCAAGAGAACUGGAGGCUUUUCUUGGAAUUUGAGAGAAAAGCUUCAGAUCCAAGUCGAUUUAUGAACCGUGGUGGAAAACUCUUGAAGGAAGAAAAGCAACGAGCCAAGCUCCAAAAAACACUCUCUAAGAAAUUCACAGAAUAUAUAUCGGAACAGUGGGAGAUGUUUCAUUUGAAGAAAGAGAAAGAAAAGCAGGAUCGACAGCUAAAGAAAAACCAGCAAACAGGAGCAGAGAUGUUAUAUAGCAGCAGAUUCAAAACACCCAGCAAGAAACAAGGACCUAACAGAUCAGGCAAAGCUCACAAGCCAGAAGACUCUAAAGAACCACUUGGUCUCCACUUAUAA